Molecule: messenger RNA, 1989 nt
Organism: Erythranthe guttata (spotted monkey flower)
Lineage: Eukaryota; Viridiplantae; Streptophyta; Magnoliopsida; Lamiales; Phrymaceae
Source: RefSeq, a predicted model, not a curated record
AUGAGGCAUGAACCAACUAGAACAUAUAUAGGAGGGCAGGUAGAAUGCUUUGAUUUUUUGGAUAUUGAUCAAUUUGGUAUAUUAGAUAUGUGGGAUUUUGCAAAUGCUUUAGGGUACACUGAGAAGGGAAGUUUCAAAUUUUGGCUAAAACAUGAGAAUUGUUUUAGGCCAAUUGAAACUGAUGCUGAUGUUCUUAGCAUAGCUGACUGUAUUCCUUCAAACUUUGAAGUUCAGAUGUUCAUUGAAAAGGUUAAUAACUCAGAGGGGGGUACUGAAUCUGUCAUAAAUGAUGAAAUUGGGAUAGAUGAAACUGGGGUAGAGUUAAGUGAUGAGGGUGAUGACAGUGAAGAUGAUGACAUUUUUUAUGAGUCAGAGUAUGAUAUGGAGGAUGAUGAUAAGCUAUUUGAAGCUUAUGUUGAUCCUGAAGCUGAAAUUGGUGGUUUAGACAAGGGCAAGGGUAUGAUGAUAAAAUUUCAGAAGGUUGACAAGAUUAGGUUGAGGGCAGUUUGUAAAAAAGAUGGGUGUGAGUGGUUUUCCUAUGUGGGAAAGAUGCAGGGGGAUGGUGCUUGGCAAAUUAAGAGCUAUAAUCCAAAUCAUAACAAAUGCUCUUGGAAUUAUAACAACACAAGCAUUAAAUCAGGGUGGAUUGGGAAGACUUUUGUGAAAAAAUUGAAAGAAAAUCCAAAAUUGGGCACAAGUGAAUUUAGAAAUGAAGUUUGUACCACCUUAAAGGCCAAUGUAUCUAGAUCACAGGCCUAUAGGGCAAAGCAAAAGGCUCUGAAACUGAUUCAGGGUACUUUAGAGGAACAGUUUAGCAAAAUAAGGGAUUAUUGUCAAGAGUUAGAUAGGAGUAACCCUGGCUCUACUGUGAGAAUGCAGUUGAAUGAUGAAAACAGGCCAGUGGUUGGGGUAGAUGGAUGUUGGUUAAAGGGUAAUCAUGGGGGUCAGUUGCUUAGUGCAGUUGGAUUAGAUCCAAACAAUAACAUCUAUCCAAUUGCAUAUGCAAUAGUUGAGAGUGAGACAAAAGAGAGUUGGAUGUGGUUUUUGAAUAUGCUGAAUAUUGAUCUCAACUUUAGUGAAAAUGAACACACAUGGACAUUCAUGUCUGACAAGCAAAAGGGCUUGAUUCCAGCCUUUGAAACCUUGUUCCCAACUGCUGAAAAUAGGUACUGUGUUAGGCAUCUUCACAGUAACAUGAAAAGGGAUGGUUUCACUGGAUUGGCCAUUAAAUCAGCCUUAUGGGCUGCAGCAAGGGCAACUAGAGUUGAGGAAUUUCAGAGGAGAAUGCAAGAGUUGAAGGAGAUAGAUGAAAAUGCCUAUAUUUGGCUAGCCAAAAAACCUCCACAAAACUGGUCUAGGUCUCAUUUCACUACCUAUCCCAAGUGUGAUAUUUUGUUGAAUAAUAUGUGUGAGUGUUUCAAUAGCUUCAUACUGGAUGCAAGAGAAAAACCAAUUAUCUCUUUGCUUGAAUCUAUUAGAAACCUCUUGAUGACAAGAAUUCAGAUAAAUAGAGAAAAAGCACUUAAGUGGGAUGGUCCUCUCUGUCCUAAGAUUAAGCAAGUGUUGAUGAAGACAAUGAAAGAAGCUGGAGAGUGCAUUCCAAUAAGGUCUGAUGAGUGGAAUUUCCAAAUUAUGGGACCUUCAACUCAGCACAGUGUUGAUGUUAGAGAAAGGAGGUGCAGCUGCAGGAAAUGGGAUCUCACUGGAAUCCCUUGUAAACAUGCAUGUUCUGCUAUCUGGUGCAGAAAUGAAGAUCCAGAAUCUUAUGUGCACAAUUGUUACAAAGUGGAGACCUAUCUGAAAUGCUAUGAAACUCCUAUCUUUCCUUUAAAUGGACCUGAAUUGUGGCCUGCCAGUACAAUAGAGCCUCCAUUACCACCCAAUUACACAGACAAAGUAGAACAUGUGGAGGCACAAACCACAACUCUAAAACAUGCAAAAAGAGGAAGUUUUCACAGGUUCAAGAAGGGAGCAAGGGUGAUGGUAUGA